Tetrahymena thermophila SB210 is the source of this 2769-nucleotide messenger RNA. RefSeq names its product transmembrane protein, putative. Lineage: Eukaryota; Ciliophora; Oligohymenophorea; Hymenostomatida; Tetrahymenidae. Gene Ontology annotation, molecular function: GTP binding. The record is from RefSeq and is a predicted model, not a curated record. The transcript has 2 exons.
AUGGGAAAUACAAUUAAGUAGAAAUAUCUAAUUGAUAUUUCCGAUUUAAAUACAAUAGAUCUUAUAUUUGAUCCCAUUAAAAAGCCUUGCUAAAUGGUUUCUAUAUUGGUUAUAGGCUAGGCAAGUUCAGGAAAGUCUAGUUUCUUAAAUUAUUUGAUGACUUAAGUUGGUUUAAAAAAACUUUGCGAAGUUACAAGCGAAGGUAAAGGAACAUAGAAUAUCUAAUGUCAUUUAAAUUAAAUUAAAAUUGAAGAUAUUAAUUUAAUGUUAAUAGAUACAUAAUGCUUAGAAUAUGAUCCUUCUACCAGCAAUUAAAAGAAAGAAUAAGCAUACUUUUAGCUCCUGAUUAAAAUUUUACAGAUGACUACAUUUGUUUUCUUUAUUCAACAUGGAAAUAGAAAUUUUAUCCAUUUCCAAAAUUUCUUAAAAGAAUUAAAAUCGAAAUAAAUUAAACUCCCAUAAAUUUUUUAUGUUAAGAAUAAAUUAAGAAAAGAUGAAAUUACUUCUUCAUAAUAUAUUUAAGAUGAAUAAUAUAAGAUGCUAUAUUCGCCAUUUAACCAAACAACAGGAGAAAUAGAACAAGUUUUAAAAAAAGUAAAUAAUUUUAUUGAAAAAGAAUUUGAUUUUAAAAAAAUCCUAAAAAAAAAAAAAUAUCAAUAAAUUAAUGAAGAAGAAUUUUUAACAUAUUUACUUGAUACAGUAUCAGAUUGGAAUAAAUAGAGAAGAGAGUAGGAUGCUGAAGUUCUCGAACCUAUAUAAAAAAAGAAUUAACCUGAUAAAAAAAAAUCUAAAAACUUAUGCACGUUUUAGCAAGACGAAAAUGGUAACUGCAAAUUAGUUUAUGAUAAAGAAUUAUUUGACGAAGUUCUAAAAAAUAAAGUGUGCUGUGAAAAAGUAAAAACAGUAAUUUGCUGUGGAAAUACAGGAGUUGGGAAAUCUUUUUUUUUAACUGAGCUCUGUAAAUAAUUUGGAUAGGAUGACUUAAUCUUCGACUAUGAGUGCUCAUCAUAAUAAAAAACAAUAGGAAUUCAUUAUCAUAGAUUCAAAGAUAAAGAUAACUAUGAUAUUUUUUUGAUGGACUGCUAGGGAUUUGAUUACUAUGAUGAAAAACUAAAUGAUGCUUAAUAAAUAAUGCUAUAAUAAUAAUUGAAAUUCUUGAUAAGCUUGUUUUCAAAAGGUUUUGAAUAUUUCAUAUUUAUGUAAACAGAAAUUAGAGAUUGUAAGUAAUUUUAUCACAUAAAAACUUUGAUGGACGAAAGCGCUAUUAAUUUUUUAAAACCUGAAAUUUUCAUAAUUAAAAACAAAUUAAAUAAGAAAGAAACUCAAAACUUUAAAUCUCAAUCAUCUGAAAAUAUCAAUAAGGAUGAAAAUAAAUAGUUUUUUCCAUUAAUUUUUUUAGAAGAUGAUGAUAAAGAUUCAAGAAAAACGUUCAAUGAGUAGAUGGAAAAAAUCUAAAAAAGCUUAAAGAAUGAAAAAGAAACAUAAAACUCAUUUUACAGCUUUUAUGAAGUAAUAGAAUAUAUUCAAUUGUCGAUUACAAUAUUUAACAAUGGAAUUGACAAUUAAUUAGAAAAUAUAUUAAAAAUUCUCAAGCUCAGAUUUUAAUAUAACGAAUAUAUUAGAAGAGAAAACAAUAAAUUCCUUUAAAAUAUGAAAGAGUGCUUAGAUAAAUAAAUAAAAAAUUAUUAAAAGUAGUAUAGCACCUUCUUUUAUUGCAGUCAAAAUAUUUUAUAUUAAUCUUUCUAAGAUUAAUAAAUAGAAUUAAUUAAGAAAGAUUAUAUUAAAUAUAAAAAUGAAUGGGAUGCCAAAUUAAAUUAACUUCUUUUAACUCUUUAAUUUCAAGAUGAAGAUUCCAAAAAUCAAAUUUUACAAAAAUAUGCUUAAUUAGAAAAAAUAGCACCAGAAUUAAUUUAAGCCAUUAAAAAAUAUGAAACAGAUAAAGACUACAACUAAUUAAAAUUGAUUUUUACUUCAAUUGUCACAGGAAUUGCAACUGCUUCUAUCCUAGUAGGAGCUAUCUCUCUAGGUAGUAGUGCCGCAGUUCUUGCUACAGCAGAAGUAACUACAGCUACACUUGUUACUGCUGUUGGACUUAGCGGGUUAGCAAUUACAUUGGGUGCUUCAGCUGGAGCUCUGAUUACAGUAGGAGGACUGUCUAUAGGAAUCAAAAAGUAUAAAGAUUAUAAUAAAAAUAAAGUUCUAAAAGAAAAAUCAUUAAAACUGUUAGAAAAUUUAAAACAAGAAAAAAUUAUCUUUUAGUAAGGUGAAUAUAAACAAAAAGAUAAUUUGUUAGAAUGUAUUACCAAAAACUAUAAGUAAAAUGAUUAACUUAUGAAUUUUUGUCAAAAUAAAAAAGAUGAUGAAAUGUUUUUUGGUUUGCUGCUCAUAACAUUUAUGCUGUUAGAUUUUUCUUUGGUUGAUUUUAAGAAAGUUGAAAAGAUCGAAAAGAAUUUAAAGGAUAAGGAAAAAGAAUUAAUCUCUGUUCAUAAGAAAGUAGAUUAAAUGUUAUCUGAAUUAGGAAAAGAUAAUGCUCAAAAUUUAUGGGAAAUACACUUUGAAAAGUUGUACUCAAUGGAUUUUAGUGAUAUAAAAAGCAAAAAAAACUACACGAUUGAUAAAAAUGAUGAAGGAAUUGUACACAUUAAUAGUUAAAAAUGUAGUUAUAACUUCAAUUAAAUACCUAACUAUACAAAUUAGCAUGUAAUGGCAACUGUUGGUUGUGCCAUAUAAGGGUAAGAGGUCUAUGACUCUUUCUUGUCUUAUGAUUGA